GUGUGUGGCGGCCUGGGCUCUGCCGCUUGUGCGGCGGACUCGGCAGGUCGUGCUGCGGGGCUUCCCGAGCAACGCCUUGCGGGCCAAGGCGAUCCGGGAGGCUCAGGUAAUCGGCGGAGGCAUGUGACUGACUUUCGCCUCUUGGACCCGCUGAAGUUACUAAAAGUUACACUGUGUAUCUGGGGUGGCAGUGUGGAUAGAGGAGGCACUGACACUUGUGCCCACGCCUGUCAGGAACCGAAACGUUAGAAAUGGAGCAGCCAUACGUGCUGUGCAGCGAGGAGCCCAGUCAAGCCCACGACGAGGAUGAGCUGAUCUUUGUAGGGGUUGAGCAUGGGCGUGACGACCCCGAAUUGAUCUUCGUUGGAGCGAGUUCAAGUUCAAAACCUGCUAAUUCGAACAUUUUGAACAGGGUCACCCCAGGUUCACGGUUGAAAAGAAAACGAAACUGCCUAACAACAGCUGCUCCUCCAAGACAGCAGCGCGCAGGUCCUGCAGCCCCCAGCUCGGAUGCAGUGAUCGUCUUGCCGGAGUCUCCCACUGAGUCAAGGUCAACAGAUAGUCCUAUUAUUAUUGACCCUUUGUCUGAACCUGACUGUAGAAGUAAUUCACCACAGAUCGUGCCUGAAAGCUCCUCAGAGGGCUCCCCUUUGGUUAUAACCUCCAGCUCGAAGCCUCGUCCAGUAAGGGCAGCACCUUCAGCAGGAGAUUUAAAUGAGAGUCCUUAUGUAUCGAAGUGCCAUUCUUCUGCAGUCAAUGUCAUAAAUCCGCAGAGGCCUGAAAUUAUUGAAAUUGAAGAAGACCAUUCAUCAGCAUUGUCUCCUUCGGGUACUUUCCAUACCCUGAGUCCCCAGCCGAGUCCAUGCUCCAGAGAUGUUCCCAGAUCUCUUAACCACGUUGUGAACGGAGCCCCCCUUCCAGUCCUCCGCAUCAGUCCCUCUAACGUACACCCUCACCAGGAGAAAGGACCGGCAGGAGUGGGCUUUUCAAGUCUAGUCGGUCUAGAGACCUUGGAUCCCAGGAAGGGAAGUUUGACCUUGUUACUUAGUGACUUUUAUUAUGGACAGCAUAGAGGAGAUGGGCAGCCAGAGCAGAAGACUCACACGACCUUCAAAUGCCCCGAGUGCUUGAAAGCGCUAAAAAACGUCAAGUUUAUGAAUCAUGCCAAACAUCACUUGGAACUCGAGAGGCAAGGGAACGACGGCUGGGAGACUCACACCACCUGCCAGCACUGCCACCGCCAGUUCCCCUCCCCCUUCCAGCUGGAGUGUCACGUUGACCGUGUGCACACCGCCCCCGACCCCACUACGGUCUGCAGAAUCUGUGACCUGUCGUUUGAGACAGACCACGUUCUGUUACAGCACAUGAAGGACAAUCAUAAGCCCGGGGAGAUGCCCUAUGUGUGCCAGAUCUGUAACUACAGGUCGUCCGCCUUUGCCGACGUGGAGACACAUUUUAGGAAGUGCCAUGUCAACACUAAGAACCUACUGUGUCCGUUUUGUCUUAAGAUCUUCAAAACUGCCACGCCAUACAUGAGUCACUACAGGGGCCACUGGGAAAGAAGCGGUCACCAGUGUUCCAAGUGUCGGCUGCAGUUUUUAACCUUCAAGGAGAAAAUGGAGCAUAAGACGUGGUGUCACCAAACGUUUAAGAAGCCUCAGCAGCUAGAAGGGCUGCCUCCUGAUACCAAGGUUGUCAUUAAGGUGUCCACGGAGCCUGUGCAGUCAGAAUCUGGGAAGUCUGGGAAAGUAGCAUCAAUCACUGUGAGCACAACUGACUGGGAACCAUCUUCCCCCAGAUCUCAAGGUAGACCUUCAAAAAGGCCCCACUGAUCUAAGUCAACCCAAACCCUUCCUAGAGAUGAGAGUCCAAGCUAUACAUUUGUUAUUCAUAAGUGAACUUUUUUUCUUAAAAAAUUGUGAUAAUGCAGGGUUUUUGUUGGUUUGUUUUUAUUUUGUGAGGGUUUAUUUUGUUCUGUUUUAGUGCUGGGACUGGAUCCAGGGCCUCCCAAAUAAUAAGCAAGUUCUCUAUCACCCCAUUCUCUGACCUACAGUAUUUAC
This is a messenger RNA of Chionomys nivalis (European snow vole), 2060 nucleotides long. Its product is annotated as zinc finger protein 280B-like. The transcript has 3 exons. The coding region runs from base 252 to 1832 and encodes 526 amino acids. Gene Ontology annotation, molecular function: DNA-binding transcription factor activity, RNA polymerase II-specific; RNA polymerase II cis-regulatory region sequence-specific DNA binding. Gene Ontology annotation, biological process: regulation of DNA-templated transcription. NCBI's taxonomy places the organism in Eukaryota, Metazoa, Chordata, Mammalia, Rodentia, Cricetidae. The record is from RefSeq and is a predicted model, not a curated record.